UAUUCAUUCAUCUGUUUAUCUCCAGUAACUUCUGUAUCCUUGUCAGGCUCAUGGUGGAUCUCAGGAAUGCUGGAUGUGAAGCAGAAAUUCCAAUCCAUUACAUGGUGUUCCAUUCAACAGCAUAUGUUUAAAAAGUAGAAGGAAGCCAGAUUACCCAGAGGAAUCAUAGAGAGAUACUACAGCUUAGAACAUGCAGCUUUCAGUGUACAAUGUAUGUCCAAUGCAAAGGAUUCUGAAUAAUAGCUGGUCUAGAUAUCAUAGAUGCAUACAUAAAGGCCUUGUGAAAAGCAUAAUUACUAUGUGUUUCUUUUUGAAAAAAAGUUUAACAUGCUUAGUCUCAUCUACAUUUCUUCACAUGCCUUGACUCACUACCCCGGAGACAUGCCAUACGUUGAAAAAGGGUUGUUUUUUUUUGCAAAUCCCGUCACCUGUACAGUAUGGCCUCUUGUGAAAUUGUUUUUCUUCUUGUGUGUGUGCGCUUAGUUAUGACCUGUCUGGCUAAGAAUGUGUGAAAUGCUUAAUAAGGGUGUGUUGCAGCACAGCACUCACCUGUGUGACCAGUUUAAUUUAUUCAAAUCUGCUUCUGCAUUUCUCUGUGACAUGGGAGUUAGAAGUUAAACACAAGCAAUGUCUGUGACGUCAUCAUUCCUUUAUAACCAACUUUAUUUUUAUAUAUAUGGUAUAUGAAAAAUAACUCCAUGCAUUUGAUUUUCAGUGAAACAAUCUUCCUCAUUAAACAUUUUUUGUAUUAUUCCAUAUGUUACCAACUGCUCCAAGCGCAAUGAUUUGGACAAUGUAUGGUUAGGUAUUGUCCUAUCUUUAGAUUUUUUGAUAAGAAUAUUAUUAGUUAAUCACCAUAUUGAAAUGUUGUCUGAUUACAUGCUCGUCUUAGAAAAAUUACCAGUUAUGCAGCCAGGGUGAUGUAAGAUUAUAAUUAGAGCUAUAGCAGUGGUGUGCAAUUAAACUAAUCUGAAUUGCAGGGUUGGGAGUUUUAUGUGAUGAAUAUUUUUACCACUAUCAAAGUUUGUGCAUACAACUCAAACAGAUACUGAUUCUUUUCAAUGCAAAGUCAACUAAUUGUUUCAUUUGGACUGCUUCUAGUGCCAGGUGUCAGUUCAAACGUAUUCUAUCUGAGAACACCAUUCAGAGUGACAGAUAAAUGGAGAGACAGAUGUAAAGAGCAGAAUUUAUAUAGGGGUGUGAAAUUGAAUAUCUUGUUUCGAGUUGCUAAGAAAGGUUAGUGCCAUUGCACAGGUCUUUAUUUAGUGAUGUGGCUCAUGGGCAAUUCGGGUUCGCCAGCUAUAUUGAGACAGUAGAAUUUCUUUAGUCCUUCUUACUACCAGUUGCAUCACUUCAAGUAACUACCAUGUACCUACCAUGAUUAUUUUAAAAAAGUGAAUUUACAGCUCUUUUAUUCUUGGAGGUGCAACAGUUUGCAGUAUUUCACAUUUGAUACAUCAAACUUGGAGAAAUACAAUCAGGGAAAAAAAAGAUUUGACUUUUGCUCUAAUCCAUUUCAUCGCUAUGUUCUCUGGUGUAAUUGUUGAAGGCUUACAUUUUAUUUAUUCAUUUGCAUAUUUGUUUAAAGGUAAUCUAAUCUCUUAACUGACAGAGUGAGAUCUGGAACCCUUAUCCCAUGCUCAUUUGUAUGCUUUUUUUUUUCUUCAGAAAAGACUGUAGUAAAUGUCUCCAGGGGAAAAGUCACAUGAUAUAAAGUGUGUAAACUUGGCUAACUGAGAGUGGGUGUGAAUGACUAGUGUCUCUUUCUAAUAUAGUAUGCCUACAGGGAGCCUCCCUUGUCUUAGUCUCAUUCCUCAUUGGCUAGCACACUCCCUGGUAGUGUAAGAAAAUCUGAUACGCCAGGGAGUGUUUAUACUGCUCGGUUAUACAAGUGUGUGGCCGGCUACAUGUAGUCCUUGUCCUGCAUGCAUUCAGGCAAGACUGAGAUUUACCUCUAGGUUUUAGUUGAACCUUUAGGUUUUAGUUAAACCUUUUUUGUGUUUUCUUUCUUUCUAUCCUUGGUCAAAUAAUCACUUAACUUUUUUUUUAUUUUACUUUACUAAUUAAAUGUGACCGCAACUGCUAAUAGACUGUGUGUGGAACAUUUGGCUAAUAGUGUUCCAUUCUUUCUCUGUAAGAGAGGUAGGAGGGGCUGAGUGGUGUGGAGUGCUUGCUCACUCUGUUGCACACACCCCCUCGCUCUGUCACUGCUGGUCUGCCAGUCCAGUUCCUUUCACUUCCAAGGAAGGCAGUGCAAAGGAGGGAUAGGAUUUUUCUUUGCGUUUUUGGAGGGUUUUUUUAUUCUCUGAGAUGACUGACUUGCUCUCCAAGGAACCGAGAGUCAAACAAGAGAGAGAGAACACCAACAUCCAGUAGGAAUUUUUUCCUAAGCUUUCGUUUUUCUUACAUUUGAAAGCACGUGGCAGCCGGCUCUGCUACUGGACCUUUCUACAGAGAGCAGAGUGAGUCAUUCAGUAAUUUGUCCUUUCUUGGUUAUUGGUUGACAUAUAUUUUCAUUUGAGCGCUUCGAGGCAGAUUAAAGAAGCACAAUGGUUGCUGGAAUGUUGAUGCCUCUUGACAACCUGAGGGCCAUUUAUGAAAGGCUAUUCCGUGAUGGUGUAAUGGUGGCCAAAAAAGACAAGCGCCCUCAGACCAAGCACCCUGAGAUACCAGGGGUGGGGAACCUACAGGUUAUUAGAGCAAUGGGCUCCUUAAAAUCCCGAGGGUAUGUAAGGGAGACUUUUGCCUGGAGGCAUUCUUAUUGGUAUCUUACUAAUGAAGGUAUUGUUUACCUGCGUGACUACCUGCAUCUGCCACCUGAGAUUGUGCCAACUCCACUACAGAGAGUGCGGCGGCCAGCUGCUACCUUGUCCAUUGCUCAGAGGGCUGCACGGGUGCAGGCUGUAGAGGGUCCAACUUCAUAUGUUCCCAAACCAGGAAGGGUAGGUGCAGAGAGCCAGGAGGCUCUGUUGGAAAGGCAGGGGUACCGUCACAAGAGGAUGCAAACUGAAGAAGAGGCAAUGCCCAAUAAAACAUCAAGGUUUCGAGGACGUCCGAUUACUUUUGACUACAACAAAUCCAAGGCAUUGGGAGAAUCCAGGGACCAAGUCCAGUCCAUGUAUCAAGCUGGUCCAGACCACAGUGUUAAGAAGAAGAUUUCAACCACAGUUUUCCAGCAGCCACCUGCUAAAGCCAUCGAUGCAACAUCUUUGGUACAGAAGAUGCCUGAAAGCUACAAGGAAAUCAAUGAGGAAGCUCUGACUAAAAAUACGCCAGUGACCAUGGUAAACAUUGAGCUGCCAGCCCAAAAUGCUGCUAUUGAUGAAACAUGUGUGGCUGCAGCUUCCAUGCCCACUAGCAAAGCAGGUAAACCCAAAGAAGAGAUAUGUGAUAAAGCCCCCCCGGAACUCAUCUUUAUGAAGACAGCCAAAAAUACCUUUAUGCCACCUAACUCUAAAGAGCAAGUGGAACCAACACCGAAACUGACCAAAAAUAAGAAUGCUCAGGAGCAUGUAGUGAAGGAUAAAAUUCCUAAAAAUACAGAAACAUGCAUCUACACAACUCCUCAGCUAGUGGAACUGAAGCCAACAACUAAAGCCCCAGAGAAGCCAUCAUUAACGAGCCAACCAAGGAUGCCCAUGUGCCCCCUUCCUCUAAAGUACAAGUGAAAAAAUCACUAAAAGU
This is a messenger RNA of Silurus meridionalis, 3684 nucleotides long. RefSeq lists its product as uncharacterized. NCBI's taxonomy places the organism in Eukaryota, Metazoa, Chordata, Actinopteri, Siluriformes, Siluridae. The record is from RefSeq and is a predicted model, not a curated record. Gene Ontology annotation, molecular function: RNA binding; structural constituent of ribosome. Gene Ontology annotation, cellular component: cytosolic small ribosomal subunit.